Coregonus clupeaformis (lake whitefish) is the source of this 2170-nucleotide messenger RNA. Its product is annotated as glucose-induced degradation protein 4 homolog. NCBI's taxonomy places the organism in Eukaryota, Metazoa, Chordata, Actinopteri, Salmoniformes, Salmonidae. The coding region runs from base 166 to 819 and encodes 217 amino acids. The transcript has 6 exons. Gene Ontology annotation, cellular component: extrinsic component of membrane; GID complex. Gene Ontology annotation, biological process: protein targeting to vacuole; proteasome-mediated ubiquitin-dependent protein catabolic process; protein catabolic process in the vacuole. The record is from RefSeq and is a predicted model, not a curated record.
GGAGGAUGCUGCUGCCUUACGGCACCCGCGUCGAAGUCCCCUUACUUUUCUGGAGCUUGGUGGUGACUGAAGUACUUACUGAUUUGGAGGCAUUUGGAUGUAGGUGAGCCGCCUCAUUCGUGCUCUCCGUACCCCCUUCGGUGUCCUCCCCGCGGUACCAGAAUCAUGCCUGUCCCCGCUGGAUACCUCCGUUACACCUCGAUGGCCUUCACGUCCUCGGCCUCGCUUAUCCCGCCUCCCCCGAUCAACACCCACCAGCCCGGGGUUGUCGCCUCGCUUCUCUACAGCGGCUCCAAGUUCCGAGGACACCAGAAGAGCAAAGGCAACUCCUACGAUGUCGAGGUUGUUUUGCAGCAUGUGACCAUGGAAGCCUCAUACUUGUGUGGGUACUUGAAGAUCAAAGGGUUGACAGAGGAGUACCCCACUCUGACUACGUUCUUUGCUGGGGAGAUCAUCAGCAGGAAGCGUCCGUUUCUAACCAGGAAGUGGGAUGCAGAUGAGGAUGUGGAUCGCAAGCACUGGGGCAAAUUCCAGGCCUUCUACCAGUAUGCAAAGAUGUUCAACUCGGAUGAGUUUGACUAUGACGAGCUGAAGAACUCUGACUACAUCUUCAUGAGGUGGAAGGAACAGUUCCUGGUCCCUGAUCACACCAUUAAAGACAUCAGCGGUGCUUCCUUUGCUGGUUUCUACUAUAUCUGCUUCCAGAAGUCCACAGCCACCAUAGAGGGUUACUACUACCACAGGAGCUCAGAAUGGUACCAGUCUCUGAACCUCACCCAUGUUCCAGAACACAGUGCAGCCAUCUAUGAGUUCCGGUGACCCAGGAAUUGUGGCUCUGUUGGCUCCGAAGGACUUUAAGGCCUGCAGAAGCUACUGAGGCUGGGAAAGGACUGGGGAGAAGGGAACAUGGAAACUGUUGUUACGACUACCAAGAGGACGUGCUUGUCUAUCUGAGGAUUAAGUAAAGGAAAUCAUGGAUUAAUUGAUGGACAGAUGGAAGGAGGUCUUUUAGGCUGGACCUUUCACCGUUUAAGGGAUGGAAUGAUGGACUGAUGGAAAAGACUGCUCAGCCCCAGGGCAGGCAGGGAACUUCAGUCGUAGGAUUGGGGCAGACAGCAGCAGCAGUGUGACGCUUUAUAAUUUCUUCAAUUGUUUUAAUGUCUGGUUUACAAUAUCUUGUUUUCUUUCACUCUGCUGCUUCGUGGUCUAGUUAUGAAACUCGUGACUUCAGUCCGAGUCCUGGACUCCAUUACUACAGCACUUAUCUUUGGACACUUUAUAAAUAAAGCUGAAGAUUCCCUCUUGGGGACUUGUUUGCUGUGAUCCAAUCACAGCUGAGCUGAACAGAUAUUGGACAAGGAUUCUUCUAGGAGAUUACUCUACUCUAUCAAACCCUGGAUCUCUUUUGAAGCUGAAUGUCAGCGUUUGGAAUAAAGUUCUCUGUUUGAACGACAGGUCAGGCAUCUUUUGGAUUGGAACUGUAAAGACUUCAUAGCUCAUUGAAUGAGUGUUAUUGUUUUAUUGGAAAGCUCUGCUAACUUCUCUGAUUGCCUGCAAAGAGAUUUUGCAAGUUACCUCUUCAGCUACCCAUUCUAAAGCUUCAGACGACAGAGUAUAAUGAGUGUCUGGAGGUCUCUGACUAAUUGAUUGUUUCAUUUGCCACACAUUGUUGUGUUUAACUCCAGUGCAGCACUGCUAACCCAGUGUACAUACAUAACGUAACAACACGUACAUCCUGGUUGGAUUUGAGAUGGAAUCAUGUUAUUAGCCCCAUGCGGUCAGCAGCAUUUUACUUUUCACUCACAUAUAAAAAUCAAAAGAAUCCAUGCCCCCUCAUCGUUAACUAUGCAAUAUUAUUUAACAGUAGCACUCUGACUUCAGAAACCAGAUUUAUUCUAUCAUAAUAUUAUAAAACAUGUCUAUCUUUCUCAUUAAAGGAAAUAUUGUGUAUAAUUGCCUUUUAAAGCACUCCCUUGCCUUGUCCAGGCAAUGGUGCCAUCUUUUUAAAGCUUAUCAAAAUGUAUUUUGUGUGUGUGUGAGAGAGAGUAUGGACUGAAAGUAGAUUGGUGUGACCUGACUGGUUGUGACUGUGAGGAAUGGAGUAAAUCAUAUCAAAACACUUUGUCUUUUUCUUGAAAAUAAAUGACUUGUAUUAACUGUACUGCAGUGA